AAAGAAAAAAAAAAAAAUAGAGGAAUAAAAGCAAGAUAGAUCAAUUUAUAACAGUUCAUUGAACCACAAACAGGUUGGUUUUUUUCUUUAUGUAGUUAUUAUACCACUCUUUCUGUGUGUGUUGUGGUCAAAAAUUGAACUUUUUGGCGUGUUUGAGUUUGUGGGAUAUAAUUAUUUUUUAGAGGAGCAGGGCAGUGAACGUGCUCCUCUGUCUGGUACUCUUGAGCUUUGCACACAAAAUCUGUACAUGAUUGAAUUGUUGGUGGUGUUUUUCAUUGUUUAGUAGCACACCCCUUUUUAAAGUAUAUUAGCAGCCGGAGGAUAGUCUUUGAGAAAGAGAGAGGUAAAAAGAUAGUAAUUUUUCUUUGGAGUUCGGGCUUUGUUUCAUCUUUUGAGGUCUGCAACAAGGCCAUGCUUGUUUCUCCCAUCAUGGAGGUGUGAAAAAACUUACUCUUUUUUUAGACAGAAUUACUUUGAUGGGGAUUAAAAAGAUUUUUUUUGGAAGGCCGGUCUUCCCUCUUUGUGUAAAUUAUUUGAGUGACAAAAAACAAUGUUGUAAUCAUAGAAGUACAUUGAUUUGAAGAGAACCCUAUUAUUUGUGUUGCUCAGAUAUAAGUCUGAAAAUUAAUGGGUGUAUACAUAUAUUUUCUUGGGGGUUUUGGUUUCUUUUAGCGGUCGGAUGUCAAAGUGGGAGAAACAAGAAGAAGAAGAAGCAGACUGCUGAGAAAGGAAGAAGAAGAUAUAGUUUGUAGAAUGACUGAGAAAAGGCAAAACCACCAUAUGGUGGCUCUGAGGGUGAAUGAACAACUGGGCACAAAGAGAAAGUAUUCAAUCAUCCACAAAGUUUCAAACCCAAGAAUCUUGGCACUUUGGAUAAUGCUAAUGUUGAUUUUUAGUGCACAAAUUUAUGAUUACAUGGACGAUGAGUACAAGGAGAGGAGGAAGGAAGUGCUUGUGAGCAUGUGUGACCAAAGGGCUAGAAUGUUGCAGGAUCAAUUCGGUGUUAGUGUUAACCACGUGCACGCCCUCGCCAUCCUCGUUUCCACUUUCCAUUAUCUCAAGAACCCAUCAGCAAUUGAUCAGCAAACUUUUGCUGAAUACACUGCGAGAACUGCUUUUGAGAGGCCAUUGCUGAGUGGGGUGGCAUAUGCAGAGAGAGUUGUAAAUUCAGAAAGGGAAGAAUUCGAGAAGCAACAUGGGUGGACAAUAAGAACGAUGGAAAGAGAACCUUCACCUACCAAGGAUGAGUAUGCUCCAGUGAUAUUCUCUCAAGAAACUGUGUCCUAUAUUGAAUCACUUGAUAUGAUGUCUGGGGAGGAGGAUGGUGAAAACAUAUUGAGGGCACGGAUAACUGGUAAGGCAGUUCUUACGAGCCCCUUCAGGUUGUUAGGUUCUCAUCAUCUUGGGGUUGUUUUGACCUUCCCUGUUUAUAAAUCAAAUCUUCCUCCAAACCCAACUGUGAAAGAUCGCAUCAAAUCAACUGCAGGUUACCUUGGUGGAGCCUUUGAUAUUGAAUCCCUUGUUGAAAAUCUACUAGGGCAACUUGCUGGUAACCAGGCAAUAGUGGUUACCGUGUAUGACAUUACCAACUAUUCUGAUCCCUUAAUCAUGUAUGGGCACCAGUCUCAAGAGGGUGACAUGUCCCUUACGCAUGUGAGCAGGCUUGAUUUUGGAGACCCCUUCCGCAAACAUGAGAUGAUGUGUAGGUAUCUUCAAAAGGCUCCCCCGUCGUGGACAGCACUGACAACAGCAUUUUUCGUCUUUGUGAUUGGCUUUUUGGUUGGGUAUAUGAUAUAUGGCGCAGCGAUUCACAUUGUUAAAGUUGAAGACGACUUCCAUAAAAUGCAAAAAUUAAAGGUCAGAGCUGAAGCUGCUGAUGUAGCCAAAUCCCAGUUUCUAGCGACUGUUUCCCAUGAAAUAAGAACUCCCAUGAAUGGCAUCCUUGGAAUGCUAGCUCUGCUACUAGAUACAGAACUGAGUUCCCCACAAAGGGACUAUGCUCAGACUGCUCAAGCUUGUGGGAAGUCACUGAUAACAUUGAUAAAUGAAGUGCUUGACAGGGCGAAGAUUGAAGCGGGCAAGCUAGAACUUGAGGCAGUCCCUUUUGACCUUCGAUCCAUUCUGGAUGAUGUUCUAUCCUUGUUUUCUGAGAAGUGCAGGAAUAAGGGUAUUGAGUUGGCAGUAUUUGUUUCUGAUAAAGUCCCUGAAAUUGUUAUUGGGGAUCCAGGAAGAUUCAGACAAGUGAUUACAAAUCUUGUGGGCAACUCUGUCAAAUUUACUGAGCGAGGACAUAUAUUUGUUCAAGUCCAUUUGGCUGAACAAGCAAAAGCUAUGAUGGAUGUCAGAACUGAAAAAUGUUUGAAUGGAGUAUCUGAAUGUUUAGGACAAUCUAGCAGUCAUCAGUUUCAAACUUUGAGUGGUUAUCAGGCUGCUGAUGACCGAAACAGCUGGGAUACCUUUAAGCAUUUGAUUACCGAUGAUGACUUCCGGUAUGAUGCUGCCAGCAAAGCAAUGAAUGAUAAUACUCAUCAGAAUGUCACGCUGAUGCUGUGUGUUGAAGAUACUGGAAUUGGGAUUCCAGAACAUGCACAGAAACGGGUUUUCACGCCAUUUAUGCAAGCUGACAGUUCAACAUCUAGACAUUAUGGGGGAACAGGUAUAGGGUUGAGCAUUAGUAAGUGUCUUGUUGAGCUAAUGGGUGGUCAUAUAAACUUCAUUAGCCGUCUUCAUGUUGGAAGCACAUUUUUGUUCACUGUUGACUUCCAAAGAUGUGAGAAAAAUGCAGUUGGGGAUCUGAAAAAAACUGUAUCUGAUGAUCUUCCAAUGGCUUUUAAAGGGUUGAAAGCUAUUGUAUUUGAUGGAAAACCAGUUAGAGCAGCUGUCACAAGGUAUCACCUCAACAGGCUUGGUAUUCAGGUUGAAGCUGUUAGAAGCAUGACAGCAAUUUCUGCAUCUGAUAAAAAUGUUUCCCUGGUAUCUAAAACUGAAAGGCUGCCAGAUUUGAUUCUGGUUGAGAAAGAUUCAUGGAUAUCUGGCAAGGAUGAUGGUGUUAAUUUGCAGCUAUCAGACUGGAGAAAAAAUGGCCACUCUUAUAAGUUGCCGAAGAUGAUCCUUCUUGCAACCAAUAUUACCAGUUCUGAGCUUGACAAAGCCAAGGCAGCUGACUUUGCAGAUACUGUGAUCAUGAAACCUUUAAGAGCGAGUAUGGUGGCUGCAUGCCUUCAGCAGGCGUUGGGAAUGGGUCGUAAGCCACAGCACAAAGUGUGCAAAUCAACUUUCCUCCGUAGCCUGCUCUGUAGCAAGAAGAUAUUGGUGGUUGAUGAUAAUAUAGUGAACCGCAGAGUUGCUGCUGGUGCACUCAAAAAGUUUGGGGCUGAUGUAGAGUGUGCUAAAAGUGGUGAAGAAGCUCUUAAGUGGCUUGAGCUACCACACAGUUUCGAUGCCUGCUUCAUGGAUAUUCAGAUGCCCGAAAUGGAUGGUUUUGAGGCAACUCGACGGAUUAGGCAAAUGGAGAGUAUUGCAAAUGAACAGAUAAAUGGAGGAUGCACCAUUGAAGGAAUUGCGAGAAAUGGUGUGUGGCAUAUGCCAAUAUUGGCGAUGACAGCCGAUGUUAUCCAUGCAACCUUAGACAAAUGUCUUAAAUGUGGGAUGGAUGGGUAUGUGUCCAAACCAUUCGAAGAGGAGAAUCUCUAUCAGGCCGUUGCUAAGUUCUUUGAAUCCAAGCCCGUCUCAGACUCGUUGCAAGAUUCCCAAACCAGAGGGACUGAACUCUUCUAAGUCAAAACUGCGUUAUUGGAUUAAACUGGAAACCAGCAAUUUUUCAAAUUCUGCUGGUGUCGUCCGGUAAGGAAAGCUGUGGAUAUUCUUUCGUGGCUGUGGUUUGAACACGAUGUCUAACCAAGUUCACUUGGUUACCAUCUCCCCGCUUAUUGUUGUAAAUUAAAAAGGGAAAGAGGCCGAAUAUGUAGAAUAUGGUAUUGUUUUAUAGAAUUUUCAGUCAGACUUGCUAUUGUAAUGCUUUCUGAUUUCUUGAUUCCUAUAUUUAUUUCAUGAGAGGUCUAUAAUUUUAUUGCGAAAC
Molecule: messenger RNA, 4078 nt
Organism: Olea europaea var. sylvestris
Lineage: Eukaryota; Viridiplantae; Streptophyta; Magnoliopsida; Lamiales; Oleaceae
Product: histidine kinase 4
Exons: 11
Coding region: 754-3777 (1007 amino acids)
Biological process (GO): phosphorylation; phosphorelay signal transduction system
Molecular function (GO): phosphorelay sensor kinase activity
Source: RefSeq, a predicted model, not a curated record